Uncinocarpus reesii 1704 is the source of this 2136-nucleotide messenger RNA. Its product is annotated as 3-phosphoinositide-dependent protein kinase 1. The transcript has 2 exons. Gene Ontology annotation, molecular function: ATP binding; protein serine/threonine kinase activity. Lineage: Eukaryota; Fungi; Ascomycota; Eurotiomycetes; Onygenales; Onygenaceae. The record is from RefSeq and is a predicted model, not a curated record. Gene Ontology annotation, biological process: peptidyl-serine phosphorylation; intracellular signal transduction. Bases 1 to 2136 code for a protein of 711 amino acids.
AUGCGUCCCCUAUCGUCUUAUUUACCUCCCCAAGUCCCUCAGCUGCCGAAUGGCUCUGCCAAUUCCGUUAGUAGAGGCCCGUCAUAUCGCAUUCGUACCGAGUCUUCAGCUUCCUCUACCUCGGAAUUUCCCACGAGAAGUGAUUCGCGAGGUGGCUCAGCCGCUCUGCAGGCCGGUGUCCCCAUUCGAGACAAUAGCCACACCGAUAGGUCAUAUAGACAAUCCCCGUACUAUGGGGAAAAUGCUGCACUGCCACCGCGGCGGAGCUCUCGAGCAGUGCGCAACAACGGCCCUCAUCGUUCCGGCUCCCAAUACAACCCCGACAACGGUUCUGGUCAGAGCUCUGGGGACUGGCAAGAGCGUGGUGCUGCCGUUGCUGUUCGCCAGGAAAUCGAUGCUAAUGGAAAGCCUGUGUCAAAAACUGUCAGGAAGGGUGUUAGGGAUUUCCAAUUUGGUCGAACUCUCGGUGAAGGCUCUUAUAGCACGGUUGUGGCUGGGACCGAUCGGCAGACUUUGAAGGAAUAUGCCAUCAAGAUUCUCGAUAAGCGCCAUAUCAUCAAGGAAAAGAAAGUCAAGUACGUUAAUAUUGAAAAGGACACUUUGAAUCGACUGACCGAGCAUCCCGGUGUCGUUCGACUAUACUACACCUUCCAAGAUGAGAAUUCUCUCUACUUUGUCCUUGAUAUCGCGCUGGGUGGCGAGCUCUUGAAUUUCCUGAAGCGAAUCGGGACCUUUGAUGAAGAAUGUACUAGGUUCUACGGUGCGGAGAUUCUAGAUGCGAUUGAUUACAUGCACCGACGAGGGAUCAUCCAUCGUGAUUUGAAACCGGAGAAUGUCUUGUUGGAUAGCCAGAUGCAUGUAAAGAUCACGGACUUUGGCACUGCUAAGAUACUAGAUUCACCACGACGAGCCGAAGACGGUUCCAAUGGGAUUUUGGAUUCCGGUACGCCUGGCCGUGACAGGGCUAGUUCGUUCGUUGGCACUGCGGAAUACGUUAGUCCGGAACUUCUCACUGAGAAGAAUGCAUGCAAGGCUAGCGAUCUAUGGGCAUUUGGCUGUAUCAUUUAUCAGUUACUGGCGGGGAGACCACCGUUCAAAGCCGCGAACGAAUAUUUGACGUUUCAGAAGAUUGUCAACCUCGACUAUGAAUUCCCAGAAGGAUUCCCACCGGUAGCCCGGGAUUUGGUGGAAAGAUUGCUCGUCGCUGAUCCUACUAGGAGGCUUCCAAUCGAGCAUAUUAAAAACCAUGAAUUCUUCAAGGGCGUUACCUGGGGUCGAGGUCUUUGGAAACAAAAGCCACCCCGUCUAAAGGCCUAUGCGCCACCACCUCCGGAACCGAUUAAGCUCAAUGGCGGCACUGGCGAAGACAGUUUCCCCCCCAAUAUCAACUCAAAACCCGGUCCCACCCCGUCACAAAAUAGCCGGCCCUACCCACGAGUGAUUACCGAACUGGCUCCCCCGUCUCAGCUGGAUAUCGAAUGGUCUCCGGUUCUGACACGGCCGAACGAGCGUAUCCUGAAAAUGGGCAACAUGAUUGUCUCGUCGUCAUCGAUACCGCAUCGAUCACAGAAUAAGCAUGGAAAUGGAGAGCACGAAGGUCCCAAGAAGCUCUCUCGCUUUUUCAGCGGUGCCACGACUAAAAAGCGCCAGCGUCUCGUCAUAGUCACCACCGCAGGUCGCGUUAUCAUCGUACCAGCGGGAGGAGAAGAGAAGAGGCUGAAAUUCGAGGUGUCUCUUUUACAACCCGAGACUCAUUAUCGAAGCACUACGGAUUUAAAGGGCCACUCGUCUUGGAUCAUCGAUACGCGAGACAAGCGCCUUGUGUUUGAAGAGACCAAGUCUUCUGCCACUGAAGGUAACACAUCUGCUCUUUCCACGCAGGAAUGGGUAGAAACCCUGGACCGAUCGAAAGAGAUGGGGGCUUUAAACCCCGCGACCGGGUCCUAUCUGGGCGACGAGGGCUUCCGAGACCUGUCCUCUGGAGUUUCGAGCCAUGCCAACACUUUGGACCGGUCCGAGGAGAUUUCAGGAGGAAGACUCGUGAAGAACCAAAACCCAGGGGAUUCGGACUCGGUCAAGGCGAAAAAGCGAUUCAGCCGUCGACAUUCAAAGAACGGGCUUUCAGCAGUUUUCUAG